Messenger RNA from Danaus plexippus (monarch butterfly), 845 nucleotides. RefSeq names its product STING ER exit protein. The coding region runs from base 116 to 766 and encodes 216 amino acids. The record is from RefSeq and is a predicted model, not a curated record. Lineage: Eukaryota; Metazoa; Arthropoda; Insecta; Lepidoptera; Nymphalidae. The transcript has a single exon.
AAUAAAUUUGACAAAUUUGCCAUCAAGAGUUAAAAAUUUAAAAUUGUUUUUUAAUUAUAAACAUCAAAAUCAAAGUGACGAUUUAUAAAAGAUACAAUAAUAAAUUUGUCUCACUAUGCCUAAAGUGGUAUCCCGAAGUAUUGUGUGUUCUGAUACAAAAGAUCAAGAAGAAUAUAAUGAAACGAAACCUCUUCACAUUUACUACUGUAUAUGUGGUCAGAUGUCUUUAAUAUUAGAUUGUACGAUAGAUAGGUUGCCUUUACGACCAACAGACGGAGCGAGAGUCAUUGAUGGAUCAAAACAUGCUCAUAAAAUAACAGCGGACACUGAUGAAACAGUAUAUCUGAAACGCGAAAAGGGUAUUGAGAAACAAUUCAGAUUAAAGUGUAAAAAAUGUUCCAUUCCCAUUUACUAUAAACACGAACAGGGCAACAACGUAGUGUUCAUCAUGGAAGGUGCGCUAGUGCAAUCAGUUGCUGAAGGAGCAGUUACAGAUAUUUAUAAGCAAGUGGCACUCGCACAGCCCAAGAAGAUAAUGGUUACAAAACAUACUAAGAACAUGGGCAAGUUCAGUAGUGUUACUGUGUCAACUAUAGACGAGGAAGAAGAUGAAAUUGAGGCAAGGGAGGUUGCUGAUAGUUACGCCAAUAACGCUAGGAUAAUAGAAAAACAAUUAGAAAGGAAAGGCAUGAACAAACGGCAAGCUGAAACACCAUCUCAUAGUGCCUCAGAGAAGAGAGUUAGAGGAACAUUAAUAGAUAAGUGAAUAGGCUAAAAUAUAAAGUAAUAAAGACAAGAGAAUAUUUGUUUUUUUAAUAUAAAUAUUAAUAAAAUUAUUUUUUAUC